Molecule: messenger RNA, 3404 nt
Organism: Cavia porcellus (domestic guinea pig)
Lineage: Eukaryota; Metazoa; Chordata; Mammalia; Rodentia; Caviidae
Gene: Fastkd1
Product: FAST kinase domains 1
Exons: 15
Coding region: 867-3365 (832 amino acids)
Biological process (GO): mitochondrial RNA processing; regulation of mitochondrial mRNA stability
Cellular component (GO): ribonucleoprotein granule; mitochondrial matrix
Molecular function (GO): RNA binding
Source: RefSeq, a predicted model, not a curated record
AGGCUGAGGCAGGAAUAGUGAAACCCUGUCUCAGAAAAAAAGACCAAAAAAGAAAAAAGAAAAAUAGUAAAGAUCAGAAAACACAAUCCCAUAUCAAAACGCCAAUAUCAUUUUUCCUAAAGAUUAACAUUUUGAUUCUUACAUUUCUGUAAAAAUACAAAAGACUCAGAAUAAUGUAAACAACUUUGAUAAAGGAACAAAAUAGAAUAUAUUUUUAAAAUAAAUUCUUUUUUCAUAAUCUUUGAUUUUUUUUUUUUGUUUGUUUGUUUUUGUUUUUAUCGGUACCAGGAAUCGAACUCACGACUGCCUGCUUGCAAGGCAGGCACUUAUGCCGCUGAGCUAAAUCCCCAGCCUCAAUCUUUGAUUCUUACAUAGUUUCUACAUAUCAUGAAACAUUACUUGAUUUUAAAAUAUUUCUUGAUUGGUGCUGUAAGGGUCUCCUUUGUUCGCCCAAUAAUGAUUAAAUUGUUUGUUGAGUUCUUUUAGGAUACAAGAAGAAAGGAAAAAGAAAGUAUUUCAAAAGUUAAAUACCAGAGAUCAUCUUUUAAAAAAAAAUUUUUUUUAAACCAGGCAUGGUGGUUGUGUAUGCCUGUGAUCCCAGCACUUGGAAGGCUGAGGCAGGAGUAUUGCUGCAAGUUUAAGACCACCCGCAUUACAUGGAGAGACCCUGUAUCAACUCUCCCCCCAAAAUUAAAACAAAGGAAAACUUGAAUGGCUACUCUUUAGAAUCUUUAAAGAAACUACAUAUUGGAAUGAAUUUAGUCAUCAUAAAGGAAACAAAAUUCUGAAAUUACUUUAAUGCCAGCAGAUUGCUGGUUGCAGAUGGCUUUCUUUACCUAAGGAUACUAGACUCAUUGGUUGUAAAUAUGUUUCGUCUAAGAGCUACUUGUCCAUUCUUCUGCAAAGUGUUUCCAUUUCAACCCUUCAGUUGUGAACGACUAAUUAUUCAGAUAAAUAAGUGUACAGAUGAAGAGAAAAUAUUUGAUCUCAUUGAAAGAAACAAAGCCACACUUUCGGCACAGCAAGCAGGACAUGCAUUUAAUAUACUUUGGCGGCUUCAAAGGCAGAAAACAAACUCGUUACAAAAUGUUGAGUAUAUCAGACACCACCCCAUGUUUCCUACUCUAUGUAACUUAACUACAAAUAAAAUCGAAUCAAUGAGUGAUGAUACCCUGGUGAACGUGUUAUACAUUGCCCAGCGGUUUGCUGUUGCAGUCCAUGAUCCGCUGAUUGAAUCACUAGUGACAGAAGCAUGGAAAAGAGUGGAAAGGUUUGAUAUGAAUGCACUGUCAACGUUUUCUGCUUGCCUAGCAGAUCAACAGUUGCACUGCAGUCCAUUAAUGGGAAAAAUAGCUGAUGUUGUAAAUAGGAAGUUGGAGUCUAUACAGGACUUAAGGUCUUUGUCUGUCUUGAUGGUCAGCAUAUCUUCUUUAAUAUCACAACAUUUUCAAGAAAAAUUAGUAAAGAAAACAGAACUUCUUUUUGACACCCUAGAUUCUUCUCAAGUCAGCACUGCAAGACAAAUAGUACAGUUUCUUAGAAAUGUUAAAUGUGCCCAUUACCCACUAUUACAGCGGUGUGACAAAGUGUUUUUAAGCAAUGUGACGCUCCUUGAUUUGGAUGGCAUCAGUAACAUACUUGCUGUAUACCAGUUUCUGCACUUUUACAGUUUUGAAUUUACUUCAGUGGCUAAAAAGAGGCUUGCUGAGAUGAUUCCUUUGGUCAGUCACCCUGAAAGCUUUGUAAAAUUGUUUGUGGCAUUGGGACCGGUGGCGGGACUUCGAGAAAAGAAACAACUUAAGUCAACUCUAUUACUGAUGUCGGAGCAGCUGACCAGCAAGCAAGCCCUGGCGGUGGUGACAGUAAUGGAAGAAAUGGAAAGCAGAAAUUCACAGUUGAUUAAAAAAAUUGCUUCAAUUCUGUAUGAAAAUUUGGAAAACUAUAGUCCAAUGGAGCUGUCGAAGAUAACUCAAGCAUUAAUUUUUCUCCAGUUUCAAAAUAAAGAAGUUUUCACGAAACUCAGAGAAUUACUACUUAGUUCCUUCAAGGUUAGCGUCCGCAAGAGCGAGACUGUCAGUCUGCUCUAUGCCCUGUCUCUGCUGCCUUCCACUAGCCUGGACCAAGCCACAAUGACCCGGGUUGAAGCACUUAUACCACAGUGUGAUCUCAGGGACCUCGUUGACUGCACCUCAUCUGUUUUAAGAUGGAUUCAGUAUGAUCACAUGUAUUUGGGUAGAGUUAUUGGGAAACAGCUGAAUCUACUUCAAAAACUAAAUCACUACAGUCGUCAGAGCUUACGUCAGAGCAACAAUUUACCUCUUUUAUUGGAGGACCUCCAAUUUGUAAAAGGAGACUGGUUUCAAGAAUCAAUUCUGGAAGAAACAAUUGCGGUUUUGCAGCGUUUGAUCGAUGAAAUUAAUUACACAAAUGUUGCAAAGAUUGCAUGUUUUAUUUCUAAAACUAACUAUCUUAGUACUUCGCUACUUGAUAGGAUAGCAGCAGUGGUUGUUCAGCAGAUUGAAAAGAUCCAUCCUUUUUCAAUCCUUGCUAUUAUUCUACCAUUCAGCACCAUGAACUAUGACCCUCCUCAAAGGGACAAGUUUUUGGGACUGUGCGUGCAGUGCCUUCAUUCUCACUUAGAUACAUUGGAUCCGCUUAUGUUAGUGUAUCUUGGUCACUCUUUGGCCAUACUAGAAUGUUUCCCAGAAGAUCUGCUGAAGGCAAUUUUUAACAUCCAGUUCUUAGCCAGAUUAGAUUCUCAGCUUGAAAUCUUACCUUCGUCUCUGAGUACCAACGUCCAGUUUCGUCUGAUGGAGUUGAAUAGAGCUGUCUGCUUGGAAUGUCCUGAGCUUCAAAUCCCAUGGUUUCAUGACGACUUUUGUCAACAACAGAUUAUCAAAGGUACUGGCCACAUGAGUGGAGCACAACAGCAGAUUUAUAAAGUUCUGUCAGAGGUACUAGGAGGACCCAAUUUUGUAAAAGCCUUGGUUCUUUCGUCUUAUUACCACAGAGUAGAUUUUGAAUGUAUCUUGGAUAAAAGAAAACAACCUCUUUCUUAUGGAGGCCAUAAUACAACUUUGGGAAAACCAGCAAAAAUGUAUGGAGACUCAAACAUUCAAAUAGUUGGACCAAGUCUUCCUGCCGGAGCUGAAAGGAUUGUAAUCAAAUAUUUGGACUCAAAAUCUUUUUGUACAAACAUUCCUCACUUGCAAGGAAAAUCUGCUAUGAGAAAACGACAUUUAGAAAUUUUGGGCUAUCGUUUAAUCCAGAUUCCUCACUUCGAGUGGAACUCCAUGGCGCUGUCAGUCAGGGGUGCUCGCAUGGACUACCUGCGACAGCACAUAUUUGGAGACAGGAAAUCAUGAUUGUCAUUUUUAUUUAAAAUGAAUUCUUUUGGUACAUUA